This is a messenger RNA of Rhipicephalus sanguineus (brown dog tick), 1825 nucleotides long. Its product is annotated as putative nuclease HARBI1. Bases 1 to 1215 code for a protein of 404 amino acids. The record is from RefSeq and is a predicted model, not a curated record. Lineage: Eukaryota; Metazoa; Arthropoda; Arachnida; Ixodida; Ixodidae. The transcript is spliced from 3 exons.
AUGGCGGUUGCGCUCAUGCGACGCCGGCGACAACAACGCGAGCCCGACGAUGCGUUUGACAUGACGGAUGACGAAUUUCGGCGGCAUUUUCGACUCUCGAAGGAAACUGUGCGAUGGUUGUGUGGUCAACUGGCCGAGGAACUGGAAGGGGUGCGAGCGACGCGGCUCUCAGUGGAACAAAAGGUGUUGUGUGCGCUGCGCUUCUUUGCGACCGGGAGCUUCCAAGGUUCCGUCGGGAGCGAGACGACGAUUCACAUGGCGCAAUCGACUGUGAGCGAAUGCGUCAAACGCGUCGCUCAAGCUAUAGUGAAAGUGGGCGCGCAAAAUGGGUGGGUGCGCUUCCCGACGACGACCGAAGAAAAGGCGGCCGUGAAAGAAGGCUUCCUUCGGCUCGGCGCCAUUCCGGGAGUGAUCGGCUGCAUCGACGGCACCCUCAUCGGCAUCAAGGCGCCCAAGGGACCCCUUAACCUCCGACUUGUUUGCCUUUCGUUUUACUGCGCCCGCGCCGGCAUCUUUUGUUGUUUGCUUGCUAACAAUGGGCUUUCGCCGCGCACGCUUUCCCAGAUCUGCGAUGCGGCGAUGCGGAUCCUGGCCAUCGACCCUAUGCGACCGGGGUCAGACCAUGACUCGUUCGUCUGGCAGACGACCUGGCUGCGCCGACGGUUCCUGGCGGGGCGCAUUGCAGAGCCAGGCGAAUACCUGCUUGGUGACAGUGGCUACCCAUUGGAGCCGUGGCUCCUCAUCCCGGUCUCUGGUGAUCCUUCCGAGCACAGUGCCGAAGGCAGGUUCAACGCUGAGCACAUCACCAUGCGCUCCAUUGUGGAGCGGUGCAUUGGCAUGCUUAAAGCCCGCUUCCGGUGCUUGCAGCGUUACCGCACCCUCCACCACGAGCCAGAGCGUGCUGCUGACAUUAUUGCAGCAUGUGCUUCCCUUCAUAAUCUAUGCUUAGGUGAGGGUGCCACUGAGCCGGUUGAUGAGUUUGAAGGCAUUGAAGACUUUUUCAGCAGCAGCAGCAGCAGCACCAGCAGCGAAGAUUCUAACGGGUCCCCCAUCCAACAGGGUUUGACCCGAAACAGGGCCACAAGAAGCUAUUAUUUAAGAGGGCGCGCAGUACGGGACGGUGUCAUUGCGCGCUUUGGCACCACCCGUGCGCAGCACUACGAGUACUUGAGGAGGGUGCGCCGGCGGUUGCGACGCCAACAGCAUCGUUGGUAGAUGCGUAAAGCAGCAGUUGGAGUAGUGUGUAUUUAAGAGAUGUCAAAUAAUUGAUUUACACAUAUUAUUACUGCGUUGAUGUGUGACCUCUUUCAGGCAUGGUACAAGAAUUGUGAUGAAAAGAGAACAUAUGCAUUCUUGCAGAAAAGCCAGUGUAAAACAAAAGUAUGAACAUACACUGCACUGGAGCGUGGUCAUAUCCAUACAACAUUUCAUGUGUUAAGCUUGCUGCUGAGGGUGGGAUAAAAGCUGUGUUGUUUUUUACGCGCCAAUAUUUUGUCUGGCGACUUCUUUUCACAACGGUGUAAUGGGUGAAGCAAUGUGGCUGAAUCGUGUUGCAUAGCAUGCACUGCAAUGUUACUUUUUUUUUACAUUCGAAAGUUUUCAUUGCUUAGUAACGAAAUGUAGCCCCUUUGAUGCUGCUGCUGCUGCUGCUGUCGAGUAUGUGCCAUUGCCCUGUAAUAUCCACUGAAAUGCAACCAUGGUUCUGUCUUUUUUACAUAUGAAAGGUCUCUCGUUUGUCUUGGCAUACGAGCGAUUGUGAUGUAGCUGUUAGAAUUUUUGCUGCUGUGAAUGAGAUGGGGAACAACUUGUUCUGCCUGUAGGUAUG